UAUUCACCGAUGCGCGCUCGCGCCGAACUAUAUAAAUUCAGCGGGACCAAGAUCGCCGUCACAAGGCUUUUACCAAGACGAAAGAUGAAGGUUUUUACGUUCCUGGUUUUGGGUGCAUACGCUUGCUUGUGUGCUGCUCAACCCGUGGAAAAGCUUCCGGUACUUAUACCCUUGCCAGAUGAGGUACAAUAUAGAGUGGGAAGCAAACCUUUGAUUCUGGAAUGCUACGCGAGUGGAAAAGUAGCAGGAGUUAAGUAUUCCUGGAAACGGGACGGCAAGGAAUUGAAUUGGAAACCAACACGCGACAACGAAGGCACGCUUAUCAUCCGAGAACCGACCAAAGAUGACGAAGGAAAAUACCAGUGCUUCGCUGAAUCAGACCUUGGAAUAGCGAGCUCCAGGGUAAUAGAUGUGAAGCGAGCUUACAUCGAUUUGGAGAAGGUGGUUCCCCAAAAACACACACCGGUCGAAGGACGAGUCUACAAACUGGAAUGCAACGUACCGAAGGCCUACCCGAAACCGACUAUAAUAUGGGUACGCGAAUCAGAGAAUGGUGAACAGAAACCUGUGGCCAGCCAAAGAUUAACGGUGUCUCCGGAAGGUACUCUUUACUUCUCAAACGUGACUAAAGAAGACACUGACGAGAAAAUUAAAUAUGUCUGCCUGGGCGAGACUCCCGCUCUCGAUGAUCAUGCUGUACUAGCAGAACAUUAUAUCACGAAUGUCGUCGAAGAUAAAGAACCUAAGACCAACGAUGUGAUUGAACAGUAUGUGAGCAAGGAUGUGGUUGCUAAGAUCGGUGACGUCACACUUUUGUACUGCAUUUACGGAGGAGUACCCCUAGCUCACCCUGACUGGUUCAAAGAUGGCACCAACGUGAACAACAGCCCAGCUGACCGAGUCACCAGGUACAACAAGAGUGUGGGCAAACGGCUGCUCAUCAAGGAAACCUGGUUAGAAGACGAAGGCUCCUACACCUGUUCUGUAGACAACGAGGUCGGAAAAGCACAGACCCAUACUAUGCACCUCUCUGUUGUCAGUGCUCCAAAAUUCACGAAGCAACCCGAAGCAAUGGUCAACGUCAAGAAGGGACAAGACGUGACCAUCCCUUGCCAGGUUUCCGGAAUACCUCUCCCAGAGCUCGUCUGGACUUGGAACACCGCACCGCUGCCUCAAAACGACAGAAUCCUCCUGCACCAAUCAAACGAAGGCAAUACAACAGUUGCUGAUUUGACUAUUAAAAACGUACAGGAGAACGACAAAGGUUACUACGGAUGCAGGGGACUCAACGAAAAUGGCGACGUAUACGCUGAAACUUUGCUCUAUGUGUCUUAAAUUCUUGAUAAUGAUUUUCAAAUGAGUAUAUAAAUAAUAUCAACUAUAGUCUGUAUUAUUUAGCAAUGAAGCCGUAACGAUCAAUAAUAUAAUAAUGAAAUACAUAAGUACAAUUUUA
Aricia agestis (brown argus) is the source of this 1453-nucleotide messenger RNA. Its product is annotated as hemolin-like. Gene Ontology annotation, molecular function: cell-cell adhesion mediator activity. The record is from RefSeq and is a predicted model, not a curated record. NCBI's taxonomy places the organism in Eukaryota, Metazoa, Arthropoda, Insecta, Lepidoptera, Lycaenidae. The coding region runs from base 10 to 1335 and encodes 441 amino acids. Gene Ontology annotation, cellular component: axon; plasma membrane. Gene Ontology annotation, biological process: homophilic cell-cell adhesion; axon guidance; dendrite self-avoidance. The transcript is spliced from 6 exons.